AUGCCCUUGGACGACCAGAUGCUUCACCUCAAGCUUGAGGAUCGCCAGCGAGGUGACGUUGCGCAGCAAAUCACCCCUCCCGCUGAGGAUGAAUUCAACACCCUGGGCGCGCCGUCGAAGUCACCCGGUACAGCGCCGACGAUGCCUCCUAUUGACAGCAGUCUGACACGUCUAUACCGCCGGACUCCUACACCUACGAUUCUCCUCGAUGGCUCUCUGCGGGUUGUGCAGACUUCGGAUAGUCACCAAGCUCUAUUCCGUCAUCCCCGCGAGAUACUACUGGGCGCCAGCAUUUAUGAAAUACCACCCCGACUGAUCCCCGCGCCGGACACGCCAGCGCUGAGCGGUAUGUUGGGAACAGCAAUUUCAACACGCGAAGUCCAAACGCUGGACUUCGUUCGUAUCGUCGAUUCCGACCGCAGUUGCAGUUUACGAGCGACGCCGAUUUUCGAAGACGAUGCACUAAUCUAUCUUACUCUCGAGGCGCAGGUGCAUCCUCGGGCGGAGGUCGAAGAACAGAAAAACUCUGCGCUUAGCGACCAAGCAUACCUGAACGCGACGUACAAAAUUCUGGUUGACACUGUGAAGGACUAUGCCAUUUUCAUGCUCGACUGCAGGGGCCACAUAGCUACAUGGAAUUCCGGUGCCGCAAUUCUAAAGGGUUACACCGCGCAAGAGAUCAUUGGCAAACAUUUCUCAGUGUUCUACGGACGUGAGGAUCGCGAGACAGAUAAACCGGGGCGGGAACUAACGGUCUGCGUCCAAGAGGGCAAGGUUGAAGAUGAGGGUUGGCGCUACCGCAAGGAUGGCACCCGGUUCUGGGCAAAUGUCAUGAUAACGGCUAUUCACCAGCUUGGCCGGCAUGUUGGAUUCGUUAAAGUAACUCGCGACCUGACGGAGCGCAAAGCAGCCGAACAGCGUCUGAUUGACGCAUUUGAGGAAUCCUCGAAAAUCAAGACCGACUUCCUGGCUAACAUGUCGCACGAGCUACGCACGCCCAUGAACGGAAUGUCCUUGGCCUUGACCAUGCUGAUGGGAACUGGCCUCACCGCCGAUCAAAAAGAAUAUGCGUCUAUCCUGGAAGACUCGACUUCGAUUCUAUUACAGGUUAUUAACGACGUGCUGGACUACUCGAAACUAUCGUCUGGAUCCUUUUCCCUCACCACGGACGUUCUUGAUGUACCCUCCGUGAUCAAUGCGGUCACGCGAAACUGUCGACAUUCAUUGAAGAGCGGCGUUGCAUUAGAGAAGACCGUGGCACCAAAUUUCCCGUUAAAUAUAAAGGGCGAUCCUCUGCGAUUCCGCCAAAUUUACUGA
Penicillium chermesinum is the source of this 1317-nucleotide messenger RNA. It is a transcript of the gene fos-1, whose product is annotated as sensor histidine kinase/response regulator Fos-1/TcsA. Bases 1 to 1317 code for a protein of 438 amino acids. Gene Ontology annotation, biological process: protein autophosphorylation; signal transduction. The record is from RefSeq and is a predicted model, not a curated record. The transcript has a single exon. NCBI's taxonomy places the organism in Eukaryota, Fungi, Ascomycota, Eurotiomycetes, Eurotiales, Aspergillaceae. Gene Ontology annotation, molecular function: phosphorelay sensor kinase activity; histidine phosphotransfer kinase activity.